AUUUAUGACGGCAACCUCCCGGAACGGCGAGCUGUCGAGUGUCAAACCCUCGUUCUCUCUCUCUCACACACACAAACGCAGCUAUGAGCUUGUCACUUUUACAGGGCUAUUCAUCCCCCGAGGAGGAAGAAGAUGAACAAAGAUAUCUCAAUUCCUCCGACGACGACGAAGAAGAUGAACGCCGGAACCAGGAUAUUUCUGGUGACCGUACAACCAGCAACAAUUUAAAAAAGCCCUUGUUCGAUCCACCGAAUCCCUCAGCCUCUUCUUCUCUUCCUUCGGCAUUGGUUGCUUUUUCUGAAAUUUCAGGACCUCCACAGUUUUUGAACAACACAGUUGGCGACUCAGCAGAAAAAGAUACCGAUGUGCAGCUGUGGCGGCAUGGUCGCCGGAGAAACCGCAGAGACAAAAAUGAUAUGCCUGAAGGUGCUGUAAUGCAGGCUAAAGCUCAAUUAGUUGGAAUCCGGGAGAGAGUAAGCAGUGAUGCUGGAAACAAUACUCAAUCCAAGGUUUCUUCAACUGGAGGAUCAGCAAAACGUGUGGCAACUGCCACUAAUCCAACUGCAGAAGAUGCUGCCGACCUUUUAAGGAUGUGUGUGAAGUGUGGGAUACCCAAGACAUUUUCUAAUGCACGGGGGAUGGUAUGCCCUGUGUGUGGUGAUCGUCCUGUUGCAGACACAAACACGGAUGAAGCAUCCAAGAAGAAAGGGUCUAUGAUUAAAGAUAAGGAAAAGAAUAAGCGUAUGAAAGGCCAAUCAUCACAUGCCACAUGGAAAAGUGAAACGGAGAUGCACCUUCGACAGCAAUUUGAUUGAUUAACAACACAUUUCUCUAUAAAGGAACCAUGUAUUUUUUAUCAGAUUAUAACUUGUUUAACCUUUUUAUAUAAGGAGUUUGUUGC
Molecule: messenger RNA, 901 nt
Organism: Lactuca virosa
Lineage: Eukaryota; Viridiplantae; Streptophyta; Magnoliopsida; Asterales; Asteraceae
Source: the annotation of a GenBank genome assembly